Molecule: messenger RNA, 714 nt
Organism: Parathielavia appendiculata
Lineage: Eukaryota; Fungi; Ascomycota; Sordariomycetes; Sordariales; Chaetomiaceae
Exons: 4
Coding region: 1-714 (237 amino acids)
Source: RefSeq, a predicted model, not a curated record
AUGGCAGUCAAUUCAAUGCUUAGAAAUCCAAUGGACUAUGACUUGAAAUUGUUACCGUCGAUCCGCCAUCUCGCCCAGUACGCGGCCUUCGCCAAUGAGCCUGGAGACGCAGGCGGCGCGUACUUUCGACGGCGAACACCAGACCUGCCGCGACCUUCAAAGCUCGAUGCGAUGGCCCCCUCGUCCAUAACCCAGACUCCUCAGAUUCAUUUGGGCAUCCGUGAUAAGACUACCCUAGUCGUUGUCUUUGUGGCUACGAUUCGCCAUGGCUCUACGAGGAUCUCAUUCUACGCCCUGGGCACUGCUCCUGGUUCGGAAGAUGCGUGGGUGCACGAACGCUUCCUGGACAUUUUCGACAACCUCCGCGGCUCGCUGGACGCUCAUAUCCGCCGCACCCUGGUAAAUCAGCCUGAGCCCAGCGAAACCAUGAGGAAGCUCAUCGUACCGGAUAAAGUCGAAAUCCGACUUCCGAGUCCCCUGCGCACCAAGAGCUAUUGGACGUCGUUUGAGAUUUUCUGCAUGGUGUGGGGGAUUGUUAUUGGCUCAGCUAUCCAUGCUCUGAAGGUCCUGCUUGACUACCAGGGGGUGUUCUUGCUUCUCUUGCAAGUCCAAGCCCACGAUCCCAAGAGGGACAUGACAGGUUUUCAAGGAGUUAUGGAAGGUCUCAUCCCACAAGGGGUAGAAGAGGUACAAUGGAAAGAGCAGAAAGAGUAG